This is a messenger RNA of Australozyma saopauloensis, 3156 nucleotides long. RefSeq names its product DNA repair protein (gene SMC6). Gene Ontology annotation, biological process: double-strand break repair via homologous recombination. Lineage: Eukaryota; Fungi; Ascomycota; Pichiomycetes; Serinales; Metschnikowiaceae. Gene Ontology annotation, molecular function: damaged DNA binding; single-stranded DNA binding. The record is from RefSeq and is a predicted model, not a curated record. Gene Ontology annotation, cellular component: site of double-strand break; Smc5-Smc6 complex; nucleus. The transcript has a single exon. The coding region runs from base 1 to 3156 and encodes 1051 amino acids.
AUGUCGCAACUACUAUCACAAAAGCGCUAUCAUAUUGGUGAUGACGAUAGCGAUGAAAGUGAUGAAGAAGAUUCCCCAGGACCAGGGGUCAGGGCUGGAUUCAUCAAGAAGUUGGUCCUCAAGAACUUCAUGUGCCAUGACCAUUUUGAACUCGACUUUGGUCCGCAAAUGAAUUUCAUUGUGGGUAGAAAUGGAUCUGGAAAAAGUGCCAUUUUAACUGGGCUUUCUGUUGGCCUAGGUGCAAAGGCUAACGAUACAAGUCGUGGUCUGUCUAUCAAGAGUCUUAUUAAGGAUGGAAAAUCAAUGGCCCGUGUAAUUGUCGAAUUGAGCAACAGCGGCCUCGAUGCUUACGAACCAGGAACUUUUGGCGAUACAAUUGUGGUGGAAAGAAAGUUUACUCGAGAUGGUGUAAAUGCAUAUUACAUCCGUAGUGAGAAUGGAACGACCGUAUCCAACAAAAAGAAAACGCUAGACGAGAUACUCCAGAAAUUCCUCAUUGUUGUCAAUAAUCCGCUAUCUUUUUUGUCCCAAGAUAAGGCACGUGAAUUCAUUGCUAGCAGCACCGAGAAGAGCAGGUUUACAUAUUUCAGUGAGGGCACAAACAUCCAAUCUAUCAUUCAGAACUACCAGGAAGCUUCCAGGAAUAUUCUCAAUUUGCAGACUCGCCAGGCAUCGGCAAAGCAAUACUACGAUGAAGCUUGCAAAAAGUAUGCAGAGUGUGAGCGUGGUUACAAGAAGUUCAAGCAUUCCCACAACUUGCGUCAGCAGCUUGAGAAGAUUAACGGAAAAAUUUAUUGGUUCAACGUAGAUGUCGUGGGGCGCAAAAUCAAAUGGGAGGACUCUGAGAUCAAGGCUUUGGAAGUUGAGAAGACAGAAGUGCUUGCCCUGAUUGAGAAAAAUGCAGAGAAAACGACUUCUGUUGACACGGAAUCGGAAAACAUUGGUCAGAAGGAAAAAGAGGCUCUAGACGACUUGUCAAAAGCCACAGCAGAGUUACAAGCUGCUGGGGCGGAGUGUGACGAAACUGCUAAAGAGGCUCUGAUUGUUCGAUCAGAGUUGGUGAAUUAUAAAAAUGAAAUCGCAGAGCUCGAGACACAAGUCGAAGAGCACGAGCAGGCUAUUGUUAAUGAGCAAAAAAAGAUCGAUGAGGCAAAUGGCGGAUCACGAGAGGCAAUGAGCCAGCGCCUUUCUAUGUUGAAGCAACAAUUAGAGCAAAUGAUUCAAAAAAGAGAUGAAAUUCAAGAUAAGCUCCAUGCUCUAAGCGGUACUAGUCCCGAGCUAGAAGCCCUUAAUCGCGAAUACGAGGAGCUGAAAAAAGUCAAAAUGUCUCUAGAAGAUAAGUUUAAAGGUCUAGAAAGAGCCAAGAAUGAUUCUUACGCAGCUUUUGGUUUGAACAUUAAAUUUCUCAUGAGGGAUAUAGAGAAUGAGACCCGUUGGCACAAAAAGCCUAUUGGACCUCUUGGAUACUAUGUAUCUGUGAAGUCGGAUUACAAAGAAUACAACGACUUAAUUAAUGCCGCCUUACAAAACACGCUUGACUCCUAUGUGGUUUACAAUGAAAACGACAGACGUCUCUUGACCCAGUUCAUGCGCCAAAAAAAAAUAGUCAAAAGAAUUAUUGUCCGUAAAUUUGAAAGAUUCAAUUACAAAGAUAAUGAUACCGGGUACGACACAAUUCUUGAUGCACUUGACAUCCAGAAUGAAGACGUCAAGUUUACGCUUAUCGAUGCUGCAUCAGUGGAGGAAUCUGCAAUUUGUAAAACCCUUACUGAGGCAGAGCAAGCUGCUGGAUGUCAAUCAAUCGGCAGGGCCUACUGUUUGAAUGACAGACGCUCCGGAACCCGGAUCUCUCGUGGAGACGAGUAUAUGACAAGAGAUCCAGUAUUAUACUCUAGAGACCUCCCGAAACUUGCAGGUAAAGUUUCAUUAGGCUCACUCGCGGAGGAGCUCAAAGAGGCAAGUCAAAAUGAAGCAAACCUCAGGAGGGAGCGGACAAUUUUGAAGCAGAAAGAGUACGAGGCUAAAAGAGCAUUGGAGGACGAGCUCAAAAAGAGAAAAGGCCACAUCAAAGAGAUAAAUGAUCAAAUUUUUGCGGCGGAACGUGUUCUAGGUGAAGAGGGCGAUUCAGGUAGAAUUGAAAGUUUGACUACUCAGAUUGAGCUAUGCAAGAAGCAGAUUCAAGCUAAGCAAGGCAUGUUCUCAGAACUCAUGACUCAAUAUAGUGAUAAGAAAAACGUCUUGAAAUCUCGCAAAGCCCGAGUCGAGGAGGCAAAAGAGCACGAAGAAAAUGCUGCAAGAAAGGCAGCCCAAGUCACAGAGCGGAAAGAUCUGCUCACAGAACUCAAAGCAGAGUUAUUGGUUGACCUUGAUCGAUUGCAUAAAAAGCAAUCUGAGAUAGAGAAGAAGAUACAAGAGCAUGAGACAGCCAACGCCCAGAACAAGGAAUCACAGGAACGCCUUCGUCAGCUAGCUCAAGAGAGAUGUGAUCGAUCAGAAGUCUCCAUCAAAGAAACAGACACAACAUCUUCCAUAGAAGAGGAGUUUAGAGGGAUUAAGAAAGCAAUCGAUGAGGCAGAAAAGAACAACUCGAAAACAUUUGAGGAAAUUCAGAAUGAGGUUCUCGAAAGUAAGGCCAUUAAAGACAAAUGCGAAGAAAGUUUGAUAGAACUAAAUGAUGCCCGAAUUACUCUUGAGAAUGACCUCAAUUUCCGCUUUGAAAAUUUGAACAUCACAAUCAAAGAGAAACUCACCCGUGCUAAACUGUCCUUUGAGCAAUCCUUGGCUCUUCGUGGUUUCAAAGGCAAGCUAGAGUUUGACUUUGCCAACAAACGAGUCAUCACCGAAGUUCAGACAAAAGAUGACAAAGACACCAGAGCAGUUCUGUCACUCUCUGGUGGAGAAAAAAGUUUUACUCAGAUUGCCUUUUUGCUCAGUAUCUGGAAAGUCAUGAAGCCAAGAGUUUGUGGCCUAGACGAAUUCGAUGUUUUUAUGGAUUCUGUGAACAGAACAAUUGCCAUUCGUCUUUUACUACAUGAGUUAAGAGACUCUACAGCACAGUCCAUUUUUAUUACACCUCAAGAUAUUUCGACGGUCGGAGAUCUUGGAGAUAGCGACGACGUGAAGAUACAUGUGAUAAAACCCCCAAGAAAUGAUUGA